Molecule: messenger RNA, 213 nt
Organism: Clonostachys rhizophaga
Lineage: Eukaryota; Fungi; Ascomycota; Sordariomycetes; Hypocreales; Bionectriaceae
Source: the annotation of a GenBank genome assembly
AUGGAUAUGUUCAAGAAUUUAGUAGGCGGCAACAAACAGAAGCCGGCCAAGGAGGGCCAGCAGGAAGACUACGUUGACAAAGCGUUCGGCGUUGCCAACAAGAAGGGCGGCUUCGGUCUCAGCAGAGACACUCAGGAGAAGAUCACCGACGGUGCUCGUUCAGCCGUCGAGAAGCUCACUGGCAAGAAAAUCGACCCCAAGAUCUCCAACUGA